UUAAAAGACAAAUUGAAUGUAAACUCAAGUUACGCAUCAAAAUUAAUUAACUGCACUGAAAAAAAAUAAAAAUAAACAUGCCCUAGAUGUGAUGUUAUACUUGACCACCGUUGCACCACCAGCCACCGUUGCAGCACCACAGAUCCAGUGAGCUCAGCCACCGUCCCUCCCUUUGCCGAAAACAGAGAGCUCCUCGCCUCUUCACUGUCCGUCGACCAGCUCUGCCCCAUAACUACCGGAGCUCCAGCCAAUUUCACGCCGUCAAUCAUAGCUCCACAUUCACCUCCUUUCAUAGAUUCACACUCGCAGACACAAAAGAUUUCAGCAAGAGCUUGAGGUUCAGUCGCCGCUCUGAUUAAGUUACAGCUCCUGUUUCUUCUUCCCAAAAAUCGGAAACGUUCAUUUCUUUCAACCUUGUCCUAUUCAAUAAAUACACUCAUGAAUAUGUGAUUUUUCUAGUAUAAUUUGUGAAAUUAGAGUGAACUAGCAGUCUUAACAGAGUUCUUUUUCGACAUAUUCCUCUUGGUACUUUGCCUGAGAACUUACUUAGGCCAAUUUGGUUUCAUUGGGAGGCCUAUUUUGCUGCUGCAAUGUGUUAAACUUGCCAUGCCGCAUCGUGACAUUGAUCGGAGAAGCUAGUACAUCGAUGUUCAGUGCUCUGUUUAGUAUUAAGACUAACAACUGCAAUACCCUCUUUGUUCUUCUGGGAGAAUCCUUUCUGGUUAUUGUGGUUUGCCACAAUGCUCAACCUUAUUGGUAGACGUCGAUGUUUAUCUGCUGAAGUAAAAUCAUCAAAUUUGUUGUUGUUCAUAGAUUCUUCAGCAAUCAUGCAAUGGAACCGAUCAAUGACCACCAGUAAAAGAGUCCAAGACAGAAGCAAGAAGAAGCGGGUGCAUGACCUUGAAAUAGUGACAGAGAAGCACAAAAUACUCUCCAAAGUCCUAUUAAUAUUUGAAGUCCUUAAGCAGGAGCCUCAACAAAUCAUAUCGAUUAGGGAACUUGAUGAUUAUAGAAGACAACUAAACCUCCCAAAACCCCAUAAAAUCUCGGCCUUCCUGCGGAAAUCCCCCAAGCUUUUUGAGCUGUACAAGGAUGAUAGAGGUAUCUUGUGGUGUGGUCUGACAAAAGAGGCUGAAGAUUUAGUCCGGGAAGAGGAGGCUAUUAUUGAACAACACAGUGAUAAAGCUGCAGAGCUUGUGACUAGGAUGCUGAUGAUGUCUGUAGACAAGCGCCUUGCCUUAGAUAAAAUUGUUCAUUUCAGAAGAGAAUUGGGGUUGCCGAUGGAUUUUAGGAACCAUUGGGUGCGGAGGUUUCCUGAUCACUUUAGAGUUGUUCAGCCAUUCAAGCCUUAUGAUGAAAGUGAGUACUUAGAGCUUGCAAAUUGGAAAUCAAGUUGGGCUAUGACAGAGUUAGAAAGAAAGGCAUUGGGGGUUAUGCAGGCCCCAGAUGAUCACGUACCUGGUCCUCUUACCUUGUCUUUCCCCAUGAAAUUUCCACCUGAUUAUAAACAAUUGUUGUCCAGAUAUAAGGGGAAGAUAGAGGAUUUUCAGAAGCGGGAAUACUUGUCACCUUAUGCAGAUGCCAGUGAAUUAAAGGCUGGAACACUGGAGUUCAAUAAGCGGGCAGUUGCAGUGAUGCAUGAGCUGCUGAGUUUUACAGUCGGAAAGAGGUUGGUGACAGAUUACUUGACUCAUUUUAGAAAGGAGUUUGUAAUGCCUCAGAAACUGAUGAGACUGUUGCUGAAACAUUUUGGGAUCUUUUAUGUUUCAGAAAGAGGCAAAAGGUUUCAUGUAUUUAUCAACAGUGCUUAUGAAGGUUCUGAGUUGAUCGAGAAACAUCCUUUGAUUGUUUGGAGGGAAAAAGUUCUAAGCUUUGUUGGUUAUAGAAAGAAGAAGGAAACAAUAGACACUCUUACAGAUUCGCAGGAAUAUGAAGAUGAUAUGUUUGAGUAUGAGUCAGAAGAUGAAAAUGUUCAAGUGGAUAACAACGAGCUGACUAAGGAUAGUUUAGAGGGGGAUUUUCUGGAAAAUGAAUCUGAGAUGGAAAUAGAUGAAGUUUGUAGUGCAUACAGGGAAUGAGAAGUUAUCAAUGCAUACUAGCAUGAAGAAUCUUUAAGUCCGGAAUCUUCUUUCACCGCAUACUGUAGUCACAGUUUGAUCCUAAUUGACAUGUGUUUAUCUGCACAUUCAUUGAUUGCAUAAAGUAGCAGACUUUCUUGGUUUCCUCCAUGUUUUUCCAAGAUUUAUUUAAUGAGUUUGCUAGCCUCAACUUCAAGAGUCCUGAUCUUAAAACUGUUUUUCUUUUUGCAUAAAAUAGUGUUAGAUCAUUUCUUCAAUGCACUGAAAGGUCACGGUGCCCUUUGUUGCGUUGUAAUUCUUCCAUAUGAGAGUCACGGUUAUGGAGCAUGUGAGAGUAUAAUGCAUGUACUCUGGGAUUACUGAUAGGUGUCCUCCAAAGCAUUGUGUAUAUACUUCAGAUGUCAAGGCAGAAGGGACAGUAGAUUUACAGCGCUACGCUGUUGGUGCAACUGGAGGUGUUUAAAAGCUUGCCAAUAUGGGUGACGACAAAUUUCACUGUAUCAGAAGGUCUUUGUUGUGGUAAAUUCAUAUUUCAUGAAAAUAUCUUAGUAUGUUCCAAAAAAUCUCAUACAAAGAACUUGAUUCUUCUGUCAUGGAAGUUUAGUCAAGUAGUUGAUUGUUUGCUGGAAUUAAGUUUUAACUUAUGGAUUCCCCACAGCACAUGUAGAGAAUUUGUAAUCAAAGUUAGGUGUAUAGUGUUUUAUCAUGGAUAAAUGUAGUCUCAUCUAUUUAUGCUUU
Molecule: messenger RNA, 2816 nt
Organism: Solanum pennellii
Lineage: Eukaryota; Viridiplantae; Streptophyta; Magnoliopsida; Solanales; Solanaceae
Product: protein WHAT'S THIS FACTOR 1 homolog, chloroplastic
Exons: 1
Coding region: 741-2078 (445 amino acids)
Molecular function (GO): RNA binding
Source: RefSeq, a predicted model, not a curated record